This is a messenger RNA of Funneliformis caledonium, 406 nucleotides long. Lineage: Eukaryota; Fungi; Glomeromycota; Glomeromycetes; Glomerales; Glomeraceae. The record is from the annotation of a GenBank genome assembly.
AUGUUACAGCCCUCAACUAUUAAACGAAGAUUAAACACUCAAUUGAACGAAUUCAAAAGAGCAAGGCAAAUUUGGUCAGAACUUAAUGACAAUGGUAUUACGACGGCCAAUUCCCUUAUGAAUAUAAAAUUACAAGAACGGCAAAUUGAUUAUUCAUUAUAUUGGAAAGAAGAAUUGGAUAAUUUACCUAAUUUAGAAGAAAAAAAUCAUGAAACUGAAAAUGAAACGUAUAAAAAUUUGUUAUGCUCUUUACAUCAAAUAUUUGAAAAAAUGAGUUUACAAUAUACAAAAAUGAAAAUGCAAACAUUACAAAUGGAAUCAUUACUUGAAGAAACUUGUGAAAGUAUGGGAGAAGAAUUUACAUAUAAUACGUCAUUAUAUUUAACAUGUCCAUUAGAAACAUUUG